Leucoraja erinaceus (little skate) is the source of this 3200-nucleotide messenger RNA. RefSeq names its product caspase-1-A-like. Gene Ontology annotation, biological process: proteolysis; regulation of apoptotic process. Gene Ontology annotation, molecular function: cysteine-type endopeptidase activity. The coding region runs from base 203 to 1348 and encodes 381 amino acids. The record is from RefSeq and is a predicted model, not a curated record. Lineage: Eukaryota; Metazoa; Chordata; Chondrichthyes; Rajiformes; Rajidae. The transcript is spliced from 8 exons.
CCAAAGAUCCUAUAGCAGAUCUAUAAGAUCUUUGCCGGGAACAACACUCGACGCCGCCAAUUUUGUUGGAGCAACUUCGGGGUUUCACUAAUCGGAAAUUGCGCAGAUCGCCAGUAUUUUUUUCACAGCUCGGCAAUCCGGAACUAGCGCAGCGGCGUUGAAGUCUCUUUGUGUAUUUUUUGUCCGAGUGCAUUGAGAAAGGAUGGAAAGAGCAGAUAUAAAGCUGAAAGAGCAGAGGACAGCUUUGGUGAAAGGUCUCAGCAAGGCUGUCAUUGCAGAUCUGGUGGAUGAAAUGCUGGAGGCAAAAGUGAUCAACACCUCUGAAUGUGAAGAAAUUCUCCAAGCAAACGUGACAACCAAAGACAGGGCCAGAUGUCUUAUUGAUAUUGUGUGGAAGAAGGGACAUGGCGCCAGUGAAAAACUAAUUCAGAGUCUGAAUAAUGCAGAUGCUGAGCUAUGCAAAAAUCUGGGCCUUUCCCCAAUGGAAAACAUAGUAUCAUCUGUCCCACCGACUCCACCAGCAGCAGUGAUCCCCAUGACUGCUGAGUGGAUUAAACCAUGUCCACAGCAGCAGUACAAUGAGCUUUCUGACAAGACAAAUGAGGUAUACAUGAUGUUGCCAAAGCAGAAGAGGAAGCGUCUUGCUCUAAUGAUUACCAACAUUAAGUUUGAGGAUCCUGAAAUGACAAGGAGUGGUGCAGAGGUGGAUGAAGUUCAAAUGCUGAAACUGCUGAAUGGCUUUGGGUAUGAAGUCGAAAAACACAAUAAUCUACCAGCAGAGGAUAUGAAGAAUGCAUUGGUUGCAUUUUCAAAUCGAGAGGAACACAUGCAGUCUGACAGCACCUUUGUGGUUCUAAUGUCCCAUGGACUCCGAGAUAAAAUCUGUGGAAGUCUUCACAGUAAGAGCAAGGAAGACCUAUUUCACAUCGACAAAGUCUUCGAUAUUUUAAACAACAAGAACUGCAAAGGACUGAGAGAAAAACCAAAGGUUGUCAUCAUUCAGGCUUGCCGUGGAAGCAGUACCGGUCAGGUGUAUGUCAGUGAUUCAGCAGAUCCCAACCCCAACGCUGAUUAUGAAGAAGAAGGUAUUUUAUACAAACUGCACAAGGAAAGUGAUUUUAUCUGUUUCUGUUCCUCCACCCCAGAUUGCGUGGCCCUUAGAGAUGUUGAGAAGGGAAGCAUAUUCAUCCAGAAAUUGAUUGACAAAUUGAGAGAAAAUGCAUGUAAAGAUCAUAUUGAGGAGCUCUUCAGGCAGGUGCAACAGUCUUUCCAGAAUUUUCACAGACAAUUGCCUGCGAAGGAGAGGGCGACACUGAUGAAGAAAUUUUACUUAUUUCCUGGCUUUUAACACUUUGUUUCUGAAGUGAUCCUCAGUGCACAAGCCAGAUAUUCAGCGGCAGGCAGCCUUUUAUAGAUAUCAAAGUUCAGCUCAGUUUCAUACAUUGGAAUUUUUUUUAAAGUGUUCAUAGACUGGAGGGUUGAAAGGAUGAUGGGAGGUUAUACUUGACCCAACAAGUGGAAAUGUUUGAGUGGCCCCAAUGCUUGUUUGCACCUGCUCAUUACUAAAGUAAUUGAGGUUAUUAAUUUGCUUUACUCAAUUACCUAUUGCAUAUGUUCUAUAUGUUUCUUGUUGGUUUGUGUUUGAUGCAUACUAGGAACAAUUUACAAUUUUACCAACGCCAAUUAAUGUACAUUCCUGUACGUCAUUGGAGUGUGGGAGGAAACCUGGAGCACCCAGAGAAAACCCACGUAGUCACAGGGAAAACGUACAAACUCCAUACCGAUAGCACCUGUAGUCAGGAUCAAACUCUGGUCUCUGGCGCUGUAAGGCAGCAGCUAUACCACUGCGUCACUGUGCCACCCAUCCACACCACUGUGCCAUCUCAUCAUUCUUGAUGUCCCAGCCAAAGGAAAUUGAUUCAACUAACAAAUUAGCAUUUUAAACCUCAAUUAUUUCAUCCCGCAGCUCCUGUAUUCAUGGGAUACAAGUCAAUAGACAAUAGGCGCAGGAGUAGGCUAUUCGGCCCUUUGAGCCAGCACCGCCAUUCAAUGUGAUCAUGGCUGAUCAUCCCGAAUCAGUACCCCAUUCCUGCCUUCUCCCCAUAUCCCCUGACUCUACUAUUUUUAAGAGCCCUAUCUAGCUCUCUCUUGAAAGCAUCCAGAGAACCUGCCUCCACCACCCUCUGACGCAGAGAAUUCCAUAGACUCACCACUCUCUGUAAGAAAAAGUGUUUCCUCGUCUCCGUUCUAAAUGGCUUACUCCUUAUUCUUAAACUGUGGCCCCUGGUUCUGCCCCAACAUCGGGAAGUCAGUUCAUGCAACUUAUCUUCACCAUUGAACUUCCUAAAUAAUUCUGGUGUUGUGCAUCACAUCAUCUCCGGGGUCUACUUAUUUCCUCCUGAGGUGCCUUGUCCAAAACUGAAUGUUACACUCUAAAUGAGAUCAAAGUAGGUCUCUGUUCAAUGUCUGUAUAAAGAGUAACAGUAACAAACCUGGAGAAAGUCUGAAGAACGGUCCUGACCCUAAAGGUAACCUAUCCAUGUUCUCCAGAGAUGCUGCCUGACCUGCUGAGUUACUCCGGCACUUUGUGUUCUUUUCUGGGGCCAGUCUUCCCUAUUUUCUGGCGAUGAUAUAUCCACAACGGAAUAGUCGCCUUGAAAUUACUCAGUUCUCAAAGUUUAUUCUGCGAGCUUCAUGUGAACAAGGAAUUUCACUGCACAUUGGUGUGGAUAUGACAAUAAACUAAUCUGAAUCUGAAUUUUAGUCAAUGUAAGGGGUUCAAUACCAGUGUUCGCCAGAAGAGGGCAGUGACUGCUCAGACUUUGCAAGCCUGUCUUCCAUUGCCUGAUUGUUGAGGUGAGUCAGCGAUUUGCAUCAUUGCCCUGUGCUGAAAGCUGGUGCUUUCCCAUUUCUCAGUAAGACUGUCAUUCAGUUACUAACAUUCAACUGGAAAUACCCAAAAUCAACAGAGGCGGCAUGUAGCCUUAUCAUAUGUUGAAAAACCCUCUGUAAAUGUUGUGGUUAAAUCAAUCAGUUUGGCUGAUAUUUAAUUGCUUAUGAAAGCAGUUCCAUAUCAGCAAAAGCAAAUUGAUUUAACCUCAAUAUGUGCAUUAUUUAGAUUGUUUCAUUGUUAAUGGCAUUAAAAGACUCAGGAAUCAACGUGUAUUAUUUUUGGACAAUAAAAGAUGUUUCUUCUUAAA